CGCGGGAGCAGCAAGCCCGGGAGAGCUCAGGCCCCAGAACUACUAGGACGGACCAUUCCAAUGUGAAGGGGUGGAUGAAGAUAUCUGAACAUUAAAAAUGGGAGGAAAUCACCAAGUGAAUCAGCGAGUGCUCCUGGUACAGGCGCCGCUCCUGCUAAUACAGUCGCUACCGACGGGAGCUGACUAGGGUCAAUUUAAGUCAUGCAGGUUGUAAGAAAUGCGGGGUUUCGAUUCCUAUGGUCUCGGACCCGGCCCGGAACGACCAGGGUCGUGGUCGGGGCGCCGGUUGGGACCAUCCACACCCAGGCGCCGGAGCUGCAAGACGCGGCGGCGGAGCAAAAAGUUGAAGUGAAGACGGCGGCUCCGAGCCGCAGCAGCUUCAGCAUUUAUCCUCCCAUUCCGGGAGAGGAGAGCCCUCUGAGGUGGGCAGGAAAGAAGUUUGAGGAGAUCCCGAUUGCACACAUCAAAGCCUCCUACAACAACACACAGAUCCAGGUGGUCUCCGCUGCCAACCAGCCCCUUGCCCGUACUUCCUGUGGCACGGAGGGAUUUCGGAAUGCCAAGAAGGGCACAGGCAUCGCAGCACAGACUGCAGGCCUAGCCGCAGCAGCGAAAGCUGCAGUGAAAGGUGUGACUCACAUCCGCGUUGUGGUGAAAGGCCUGGGGCCAGGGCGCCUGUCUGCCAUCAAGGGACUGACCAUGGGGGGCCUGGAAGUGAUCUCAAUCACAGACAAUACCCCCAUCCCGCACAAUGGCUGCCGCCCCAGGAAGGCACGGAGGCUAUGAUGAGAAUGAAGCCUGCAUUCGAACAUGACCCCAAGUCUCAACCUCCAGUUGGACCUCAUAAGAAGCUCACUGCAGUGCCAUCCACAGAACAGUGCUUGUGGAAGUCCUUCUGGCAGGAAGGGCGAGUGUUGCCACCUUACACAGUGGCCUCUGCUUAUGCCUCCAACUGAAGAGGGAUGUGUCCCAGAAGUGAACUUCACCUCUUACCCAUGAAGGGAUCUACAGAGGCAGCCAUGGCCAAGUCCCAACCUCUUCUCUGAGAAAAUAAAAGAAUACCUGUA
Nycticebus coucang (slow loris) is the source of this 1067-nucleotide messenger RNA. It is a transcript of the gene MRPS11, whose product is annotated as mitochondrial ribosomal protein S11. Gene Ontology annotation, cellular component: mitochondrial small ribosomal subunit; ribosome. The transcript has 7 exons. Bases 202 to 786 code for a protein of 194 amino acids. Gene Ontology annotation, molecular function: structural constituent of ribosome; small ribosomal subunit rRNA binding; mRNA 5'-UTR binding. Gene Ontology annotation, biological process: ribosomal small subunit assembly; maturation of SSU-rRNA from tricistronic rRNA transcript (SSU-rRNA, 5.8S rRNA, LSU-rRNA); translation. NCBI's taxonomy places the organism in Eukaryota, Metazoa, Chordata, Mammalia, Primates, Lorisidae. The record is from RefSeq and is a predicted model, not a curated record.